AUGGGCAACCGAGUCUGUCCAUUAUGUGAAUUUAACGACGCCAUUCACAAGGGUAUGCCCCACAAGUUCUACCAUGGCCGAACUGGGCGUGUCUGGAACAUCACCAAGCGCACUAUUGGCAUGGAGGUUAACAAGCAGGUUGGGAACCGCAUCAUUAAGAAGAGGAUUCAUGUUCGUGUGGAGCAUGUCCAGCCCUCUAGAUGCACUGAGGAGUUCAGAAACAGAAAGUUAAGGAACGAUAAGCUCAAGGCCGAGGCCAAGUUGAAGGGUGAGGCCAUCAGCACCAAGAGGCAGCCAGAGGGUCCCAAGCUAGGUUUCAUGGUCGAAGGAGCUCAGUUGGAAACUGUCACCCCCAUUCCUUAUGAUGUUGUCAACGAUCUCAAGGGUGGUUAUUAG
Messenger RNA from Humulus lupulus (European hop), 396 nucleotides. Its product is annotated as large ribosomal subunit protein eL21x/eL21w-like. Gene Ontology annotation, biological process: translation. Gene Ontology annotation, cellular component: cytosolic large ribosomal subunit; ribosome. The transcript has 2 exons. The record is from RefSeq and is a predicted model, not a curated record. Gene Ontology annotation, molecular function: structural constituent of ribosome. Lineage: Eukaryota; Viridiplantae; Streptophyta; Magnoliopsida; Rosales; Cannabaceae. Bases 1 to 396 code for a protein of 131 amino acids.